Mycotypha africana is the source of this 615-nucleotide messenger RNA. Its product is annotated as HotDog domain-containing protein. The transcript is spliced from 3 exons. The record is from RefSeq and is a predicted model, not a curated record. The coding region runs from base 1 to 615 and encodes 204 amino acids. Lineage: Eukaryota; Fungi; Mucoromycota; Mucoromycetes; Mucorales; Mycotyphaceae.
AUGACAGUCCUAGAUACGACAUUUGAACCCAUUCCACCAAGCCAUAAUAAUAAUAAUAAUGUAAAAGUGAUUGCUAAAGAGGACAGUAACCAUGCGUCGUCGCUAUUAGCGGAUGAAGAAGCCUCUCUUGAUCUUGUACAGAGUUUGCGUGAAUCGGAUGAUUGGGAAGAGAUAGUUGCUUAUGACCACUUGAGUGAAUCAGCCAAAUCUCAUUCUCUCACAGCUACCAGUUUAAGGCAACCUCAUCUCAUUGAACGACGACCUCUCAAAUUUUAUAAUAAAGAUAAAACCAAGUGCGUGAUGAUAGCUCAUUUGGGGCCUAAUCUAUGUGGGCAUGAUGGUAUUAUCCAUGGGGGUUUGGCGGCUACCUUGCUUGAUGAAAUGUUAGCCUAUGUGACUAUUCCUCAUCUGCCUACUCGCACAGGAUUCACAGCGAACCUGAAUGUCAACUAUCGGAAGCCUAUCGUGUCUAAUCAAUGGGUUGUCAUUCGAGGUGAAUUUGAAAGAACAGAAGGCCGAAAAGCGUGGGGAAAGGCUUGGAUUGAAACAACCGACGCUAGUCCUGUUCUUCUUACUGAAGCGACUGCACUGUACAUGGGCCCUCGCAGCAACUGA